Messenger RNA from Biomphalaria glabrata, 1489 nucleotides. RefSeq names its product GTPase IMAP family member 9-like. Gene Ontology annotation, molecular function: GTP binding. The record is from RefSeq and is a predicted model, not a curated record. Bases 36 to 1319 code for a protein of 427 amino acids. The transcript is spliced from 2 exons. Lineage: Eukaryota; Metazoa; Mollusca; Gastropoda; Planorbidae.
UCAAAAGCGGGGAGUUGCCAGAAGAUACCACAAACAUGUCAAGUGUUCCAGUAUCAAAAUGCGACCUUGACCUACUUUUAAUAGGAAAAACAGGGAACGGAAAGAGUGCGACAGGAAACACAAUUUUAAGAAAAAAAACAUUUAAAAGUUUUCCUAAUGCCACAUCAGUCACCAAAGUUAUUCAGAUGGGUUAUUCGGAUUACAAUGGAAGGGUCAUCAAGGUCGUGGACGGGCCAGGCGUUGGUGAUACUGACAUGAAUCAAACUGAGGCAUUGAAGCUUGUUCUAAAAAGUGUAGAGGCUUCUAUUGCGGCGAAUCCAGUAGGAUAUCAUGCUUUUCUUUUGGUCGUUCGAUUUGGAGGACGCUUUACUUCCGAAGACACGCAGACAGUUUCAGUUCUGAAAGGAAUUUUUGGAGAAGAAUUUGUGAAGAACUAUUGCAUCUUAGUAGUAACAUGUGGAGAUAACUUUGAUCCAGAGGAAACGGAAACAGAUUGCUUUGAGUCUUGGUGCUUAACUCAAAAAGGUGUGUUUCGAAAUCUAGUUGAAGAAUGUAAUCGAAGAGUCAUUUUACUUGACAACAGAACCAAAGACUCCAAAAAGCAAACAGAACAGCUGGAGAAAUUAAUUUCAAUGGUGGAGAGCCUGAGUGCACUUGGAAUGAGAUAUAGUGGUAAACACUUUGAAAUGGCACAAAAGAAUCGUGAGAGAUUAGUGAUUGAGUCUAAGCUCCCUGUCAUCAAAGAGGAAACAUUUAGAGAAACGAGUCUAAUUAUCCAGCAGUUGAGCAGACUUCAACUGGAAGAGGCAGAGAAACAGUUGGCGCCAAUCGAGGAAUUGAAGCAUCGAGUCGACGCAUUGCUCAAAGAUGUUCUCGAUCAGGAUAAAGAAACUGGUGCUUUAAAUGCUGUUAUUAAAAAUAUCUUGCAGGUUCAGGAGUGUAUCAAAGAGCAACUGUUCAGUUGUGAACAAUCGAUUCAAGUGAACAUUGAGAGUAAGAGACGGAAGGAAGAAAUAGAAAAGUUGAGAGAAGAGAAAGAACAAAGACGCAAGGAACUAGAUGAAGAGAAACGUCUGGAACUUGAAGAGAGGAUCGCCCGUAUGGAAGCUGAGAACAGAGAAAGUCAGAGAAAAGCUGUUCUAUUAGAAGAGGAUCUGAAACGGAAGGCAUUGGAGGCUGAAGCUGAAUAUAAAAGAAUACAGGGCGAUGAGACGAUGUCGAUGAUAAUGACAAUAAGUAAAGCAAUCUUAGACAAUGCUAUGCCUCUUGUACUCAACCUUUUACAGAAUUUGGCUGGGGAUUCAGACGAUUCUGACUAGUAGACCAUCCCUAAGUAAUCAGACAAAUAGACCAUCAUUAAGCAUUCCCACAAAUAGACAACCCCUAAGAUCUCCUUCAUGGGAAAUGUAAAGUAGAUUGUCUGAAAUGUUGUCUAAAUUAUUGUUCUUUUAUUAACUCUAUGAUUAAAAUAAAGAUUUUAUCUAACUUA